CAUACACAGCUGGAUGUAUGUAGCUAAACCUGGACAAAAUAUUAUAUUUUUUAAACUUUUAAUCCGUUUCCAACAAAUAAGUUUCCAUCCAAUUUGCUACCAUUAAGCGACUUGUCGAAAUUUCCAAGAUCAAAGUCAAACAAAAAUAGAAAUAGUGGGUAGCUAAGUAUUUAAUUAAAUAAAUACACUUUAAAUAAAAUAAAAAACUAAAAUUUAGUCAAACUUGACUAAAAAGGAGGAUGACAUUACAAUUGGGUGACAUUUAAUUUAUUAAAGCACUCUUAAAAAUCCAGUUACGAUUAUUACCAGAAAAUUAAAGUUAACACCACUGGGAAAAAUGUAACACCAGUUGGCGACAACGAUUUUCCAAGUAGUGAUACAUUUAUAAUCAGUCGGUGACAAACUUAGAAUCACGCCGGUUGAGUCGUAUGUAUACGUUUACUUCCUGGUUAUAAUCCUAUAAUAUAUAUAAUAUAUAAUAUAUAUUAUAAUAAUAAUAUAUAAUAUCCCUCAAAUAUCCCUCAAAUAUCCCUUAUAAUAUAUAAUAUAUAAUAUAUAUAUUAUAAUAUAAUAUAUAAUAUAUACUUUAUAAACUUUUUUUGUGGGGGAUGUUCGAGCAACGAGGAAAAAUCCGACCGGUCCAAUUUAUUCUGUGAAGGAGGACUCUUUCAUCCUGGAGAGCACCAUUCCCACAAACCCAAGCGAUGUCUGGAAUGCGAACUUACGUCCGGACGGUAUCGUUCCUGUCGUUGUCCAUCCAGACCUCGUCUCCGGAAAGGAUCCGGAUGCCCUCCGACCCCUCAAGACGGAACAACAGGAAGGGAUCCAAUUCCUGUGGAAGUGCUAUGAACAAAACCAAGGCGGAAUCUUAGCAUAUGACGUCGGACUUGGAAAAACCCGAACGGGCGUCACUCUUAUCGCCACGCUGCUCGAACAAUCCCCCAAAGUAGAGGGAAAAGCACCCCCGGGGGAAAAAAGUUCUUGAUCCUCGCCCCCAAAAAUGGUGUGUCCGUGUGGGAAGACGAAUUCCCAAAAUGGUGUCCUUUCGAAAUAUCCUGCCAAGUUGUUGUCGUCCGACCCGGACAGGUUAACGGAUGGCAGAUCGUAACCGAUUUUGUCAAGCCAACAAACCCCUCCAAAGUUCUGGUCAUGUCGUACGAGUCAUUUCAAAAGUACAACUCUUCCUACAACGAUGGAGUUGCUUCCUAUCAGCCAAACAGUGUCGAUCUCGUCAUCUGUGACGAAGCCAACGUCUUAAAGAACGACGCGACUAACCGUGUCAAGAAUUUGAUAACUUUCAAAGCCCCCAAAGUAUGGAUGGGUUUCACAGGGACGCCAUACCAAAAUAAUGUCGCGGAACGUUGCAAUUUUGUGAGAUUCUUUAGAAGAGGGACGCCACUGGAUGUUCCCUCUUACCAGGCACAACAUUGCAGGGUGAUAACUUCAGAGCUAGAGCGGCAUGGAAAACUGGUUUCACUAGAGGGAAAACAAAUGUUACUAGAUCUCCGCCAAAUAAUCCCUCCCGUCAUGCACUUUCGGAUCAAUACACUAAACAUCGAACGUCACGAGAUAACCCUAUGCAUCCCACUAGCCGGACAUCCGGACUACUACAGAAACCACCACAAAUUUUGCAACACCGCCUCUACCGCGGACUUAUAGACAAAUUCGUAACCAUGGACAGAGAUGAUAUGGCCUUUUUUGCAAAGCUGUCCUACCUUCAUAAAGCCUGCAUUCAUCCAACCGACUUAAAAAAGGCGAUGGAUAACCACCCACAAAUUUUUGAAGAGCUAAUUCAGCUCUAUGAAUCCGUCAUUUCACCAGAAGAAUUACAACAUCCGCAAGCUUACCAGUUUUUGCCGCUGCAUUCCGCAAAACUUGCCGUGGUUUCUAAAAUGGCCAAGUAUUUGAAGGAUCAUCACCCCCAAGAAAAGAUGGUCAUCGUGUCCAACUCCGUCGUGCUUUUGAACAUGGUCAAGUACUUUUUUAAUAACACGCUAGACGUUCGAGUCGUCACGAUGGACAGAAAAGUGAGGCAGAGCGGGUCCGAUGUUUAAAAACGUUUGAUGAAAAUCCGGAUGUACAAUUCCUCCUGUUAAGUUUGAAAGCUGGCGGGACAGCGCUCACCCUCACGGCGGCGAAUCAUCUGGUCCUCAUGGACCCAGAUUAUAAUCCUGCGAACGAUCGCCAAGCGUUUGGAAGGAUUUAUAGGUUAUCACAAUCCCGACCGGUGUUUAUUUAUCGAUUGCUGGCCACAGGCACGUUAGAGGAGCACAAAUAUGUUCACCAAUUGGGGAAAGAGGACAUGGCGAGAUGUUUCAAGUCUGAGGAGGAAUCCGGGUUUCGAGCUUACUACAAGCAGGAUGACAUGCUUAUCUACCAUGACGACACGAGAUCAUGCAUUUCCACCUUGCUCGACAAAAUAGAAAUUGACUCUUUCAACGAUGAGGAAAUUGACUCCAUAUUUGCAGAAGAAAUUGCCACGUCGGCGAAAUAUCGGGAUGUUCACGAAGUUCCGUACCUCCUCGCCAUGGUCAAAGAUAUUUUUGGCUUUAUCAGCUACGCCUUUCACUCUCAGAGGAUCCCAGACAAAGCCGAGCAGCUUAUUCUUGAAGAUUAUGAGGGAAUGCCACUUAGGAUUAGAUUUUUUUAAAACUAUUUCCACUGGAGAGUCUAACCUCUCUGCAAGUAACGCUGUCUUCACCUGCGACCCUAAACCACCCGAAGAGGAAGUGAAGGUGAGCUUUUGGGUCAGGGAGGCGACACCACAUUUAGCCAAGGUACUCUUCCCUACCAUCUCUCGACUCAACAGGAAUAUGGACACGACCACUUGGAGGAUGACACAUUCGAUAAGGUCAGGUCAAGGUCAUGUCUGUUUC
Folsomia candida is the source of this 2876-nucleotide messenger RNA. RefSeq names its product DNA repair and recombination protein RAD54. The record is from RefSeq and is a predicted model, not a curated record. Gene Ontology annotation, molecular function: ATP-dependent chromatin remodeler activity; DNA translocase activity; ATP binding. Gene Ontology annotation, cellular component: nucleus. Gene Ontology annotation, biological process: double-strand break repair via homologous recombination; reciprocal meiotic recombination. The coding region runs from base 2153 to 2650 and encodes 165 amino acids. Lineage: Eukaryota; Metazoa; Arthropoda; Collembola; Entomobryomorpha; Isotomidae. The transcript is spliced from 7 exons.